UGAUCUUGUUAUGAGAAGGAAGAAGAAUGGCGACUCAGGUUGAUCCACCAAACGGAGUCAAGAAUCAAGGGAAGCAUUACGUCCCUAUCAAACCUAUAAGCCGAGGAGCAUACGGUGUAGUCUGCUCAUCUGUUAACAAAGAGACUAACGAGAGAGUAGCGAUCAAGAAGAUCCACAAUGGGUUUGAGAACAAGAUCGAUGCGUUGUGAACACUUUGUGACCUCAAGCUACUAGCCUACUACGUCAUCUUCGACAUGAGAAUGUGGUUGCUCUUAAAGAUGUGAUAAUGGCUAGCUAAUCAUAAAAGAACCUUUAAAAGAUGUGUAUCUUAUCUACGAGCUCAUGGACGCUGAUCUUCACCAGAUUAUUUAAGUCUUCUGAAGUGCUUAGUAAUGUCAAUACUUCUUGUUUCAGGUAUGAGGUUCUGUUUUGAAUUGUUGUCGUGUUGGUUUUGUCUUCUUCUUUUUUUAGCAACUCGUGUUGGUUUUGUCUUACUGCUUUUUUUGUUUCUUUUUGUGUAGUUACAUCGAGGGCUUAAGUAUAUUCAUUCAGCCAACUUUCUCCAUCGGGAUUUGAAACCAGGUAACCCCCUUGUGAACGCAAACUACGACUUAAAGAUAUGUGACUUUCCAAAAAAAAAAAAAGAUAUGUGACUUUCAAAAUUUAGCAAAAAAAAAAAAGAAUUAUAUGUGACUGGUCUUCCGCGCACCCUAAAGCUAACAAAUACAUAGAAUCAUUACCUUACUCACAGGCGAUAUCAUUCUCACGUCUUUACCCGAAUUCGCAUGUUCUAGCAUUGAUCUGCUUCAGAAGUCAGAAGAUGCUCGUUCUUGACCCGCCUAAGAGGAUUAGUGUCACGGAAGGGCUUCAGCAUCCUUACUUUGCACCUUUAUAUGACCCGAGUUCAAAUCCUUCUGCUCAAGUUCCUAUUGAUCUUGAUGUAGAUGAAGACCAGGAUUUGGGGGCAUUUUUUUUUAAAUCGGUUUUGAAAGCUUAAUGUACUGUCUGUAUCUUUCAAAACACUAUAUUUAUACGUGUACACAAAAUCAUUUACCCGAAAUUCAAAUUAAUAGUAAAUGAUGUUAAUGGUUAUGACAAAUGGGUAUAGACUUCUAUAGAAUAUUAUAAAAAAAAUAAUUCAUUUUACAAUAUUUAUAAAAGUCUUACGAUAUAAUUAUCAAGUAGUUAUGAAACAUGAAAAAGGUUAAGAAUAAACAAAAUUUUAUAAAGUGGAAAAAUAAAGUUUAUAAUCUAGUUUAUAGAAAAUGUAUGUUUAGAAAAAAUAUAGUUGUAUUCUGGAAACUAUGCUAAUUUUCAAAGUUUUCCGUUCUAUAAGCUGUUUUAUUAUGGAAAAAUGAUUGUCACCUACAUAAACGAUACAACACUACAUGGUAUUAUGUGUUAUAGUGUUAACAUCAUCAACAUCAUUAUGAUAGUUAAAUAAUGUGUUAGAAUCUAACAACUUCUAAUGACAAUUUGACAUAUUUUAGCAAGUUCUUGGUUGUAUAACUUUGCAUUUGAAUGCUUUUUCUAUGUAUUUAUUUUAGUUUUUGAUAUUUUGCUUGUGUAUUAUGAUAAACUCUUUAGCUAUCAAAAAGAAUUUGGUUAAUAAACUUUUUUUAUCAGAUAUUGGUGGAUGCAAAUCUGACACAAUUUUUAGCUAUCAAAAAGAAUUUUAUGGUGGUGGUAAAACAUAACACACAAUAGUUCAGGGAUAUUGUUAUAUGAAUCAUAUAGUUCAUGUAAUUUUUUAUGCUUAAUUUUUGUUCAGAUGUAUAAGUAUAUAGUGGUGCAUCAUUCGUUUAGCUGAUAAUUUUUUUAAUUAUUAGUAUCCUAUUUUGUAUGAUAUGAUUAGGGGAUUAUAUUUCUAUGAACAGUGUGUGAAUAAGAAUCUUUUACUUUUCUAGAUAUAUAGGAGUGCGCCAAGAAGUUAAAUGAAUUCAUGAUAACUUACGAUUUCAAGACUUGACCUGGUCUUCUAGAAUAUGUAUCUAUUUUUUCAGAUUUUUUUUAUUAACCUGAAGUAUUCCUGAUUUUUAAAAAGAUUUAGAUUAAUCUUAAAAAACAUGUACCUCACCUUUGAAAUAUUCAAAUAAGAUCUAAAAUAUGAUUUUAUAUCUGCAUGACAAUACAUAGCCAUAUAAUUACUAAGCAUUUUACUUUGUAAAUAUAUCCUCUCAUUUACUCUGAUGUGCUCUGCAAUAAUACCACUUACGAGAUAUAGUUAUCCAAAAACUGUUAUGGAAAUUGUAACUGUUUAUACUUUAGGUGAUAGAAAAUUUACAUUUUUAUAUUUUUAAUUUUCUACUAACUUCAAUUACUCUAUAUUUUCUAAAAAUAUAACAUUAUUUUACCUGUAAAAAUUUAAUAUCAACUAUAUUUCCAAAAGAUUGAUAUUUUUGAGAAUAUCAAAAAUAUCAUUUUACAUCUUCAUGCAUCUUUUGUUAUAAUAAAUUAUGAACUCAAAAUUAUACAGAAAUUUGUAUAUUGACUUUUGCCAACUUUUUGUUAAAUUUCACAAAAUAGUGUAUUUAUAAUCAAAAUUAUUAUAUUUUUAGUAUAUGUGAACACUAAAUUAUAGUACAUAUUUUAAAAACUAAAAUGUAUAUAUCAUUAAACUCUCAAAUACUAAAAUUACCUUGGAUACAGAAAGAAAGAAAAAAAAGUAAUGUGGUCAGUAUCUAUUUGUCUCAUCUAUAAAGGAUCAUAGUCAUUGUUUCAGUGGUCCAUAGUUCGAGUAACCGAUAAAACAAAACUAAUAUAAAUGUUGUAAUUUUGGACUUUGAAAAAUUACAGAAUUUGGCUAUGAAUCUCCUUAUAUUCAAAAACAAAAUUGGGAUGUAGUCCGCAACAACUAAUAUCAGGAUAGGAGCAGCAGCAACCUUAUUCAUUUCUCAUUAAAUGAGGUUAACUAAUGUAGUUAUCACUAAACACGGAGUGGCUGCGCUUGAUAUUAAACAAAAAACGUACUUAGUGAACAAAAUAAUACCUUAUUAUCACAUGCACAUUAAAUGAUCAAGAACAUUAACUAAAAUGAUACAUAUGAAUAGUAGUAAUAAUUUAACAAACAAUAAAUUUGCAAAACAUUAUUAUUUUUUAUUAUAAAAUCAUAUAUGGAUUCCAAAGACUUUCUACUCAAAAACUAAUCACACAAGACAUUACAUCCGGAUACGUGUAGAUGAUUAAAUUCAUUUAAAUCGUGGUUAGGCAGGUAAUGAUACUCGAACUCAAGGCAUAAGCUUCAGUUGUAACUCCUUUAAUUAACAUGGUUUAUAUGAAAAUUACCAAUUGCUAAAUAUUUUUAUAAUAUAUAAUAAAAUUAAUAUAUAAAAGAUCAACAGUUUAUAUUUUUGAAAUAUCUUUCAAAACAUUUUCAAAUUUUCAAAUUGGAUGGAGUAUAUAGAAUUCUAGGCUACAAACCUUCCCUUCAAAUGCAUAUUCAUCAAACAGAACCAAAAAAAAUCACAUAUAUACAUCAAAUAAGUUGCCCAAAUAUUGUUAUAUAUCUAUCCCAUUAUAAAUACUUUGUAAACAGCUUCCCGUUAGAUUUUGGCUUAGAUUUUGCUUUUCUGAAGCCAAAAUAUAGUUAGGAGUUUUACAAAAAAAAAAAAAAAACAAAAUAUAGUUAGGAGGGGCAACCAAAAUAUUUUACUAUCCGUUUGGAAAUUUGUGAGAAAACGACUUUUUUAUUAUCUUCUGCCGCAAGAAAGUCAAUCAAUAAGACCAACUGAUUAAUACACAUAUGCGAUGAUGUAACCUUUUGAUCCUAGAAACUUCUUGUAUUCAUCAAAAUUCCUUUUAAAAGAAUAUAAAAAUUCUGAGACCAAGAGGUUUGACCAGUUAUAACCCGGUUAUAACGCUUUAUUUCAUCAGACCGUGUCAAAUCCUUUAAUCCAAUUUUUAAAUAUUUUAGAAACGAUUUUCUUUCCUAUCAUUACACAAAUAUUCUUGUCGCGUCAAGACUUAUAAUUUUUUUUAUUACAAAUCUUGUACUAUAUUAAUAGCAAGGUCGUCUCUCUUGUCUGUAAAUCAAAUCCUUCCUAACCAAAAAUAAAGCAAACAAAAACCCAUUGAAACUCUCCUAAUCCCGCAAGAACAACACAAGAUAAGAGAAACCAAAGGAUCAUCAACUAAAAAAGAAAUGACCAGCCCAUUUAGAUCUUCAUGUUCUUUGCCAAGAAAAGCGAGCAAGAACCCUUAUUCAAAUCGUGGACUUGACAAAUUCUCUAAGCUUCUCUCAGAGCUCGACCAGAAGAGGCAGAGCAUCUACUCCAAGAAGCUAGAUUCUGGAGGCCCGCCUCUUGUCCGAUUCGUGUUCACAAGCUCCGGCGAGUGUGUCCCCGUCGUGAUCAGAUCAUCUUACCUUCAUAAACAAAAGAAGAUCAAAGAUGUUGCUCCUGCUGCUGCUAAAGUCAAAACAGUGGUCAACGAAUCAAAAACCGAGGAAACGAAGAAAACAGAGCUUGAAACAGAGGAGAAACAUAACUGCGUUUUGAACGAGAAUCUGAAGAAGAUCACGAGACCGAACCGGUUCUUGCCCGUGACUGUGAUAUUGGUUCUUGUUUUAUUGGUUUUCUUUGGAAGAUCUGUUGCGAUUACGUUCACCUGUAUUGCUUGGUACUUGGUUCCAACGAUCAAGGAAAAGAGCGGAUCUUCCUCACACGCGAUGAAGAAGAAAGAUUUCGCUAGGAAAUUGAGUAUUGAAAACAGAGCAUCGUUCAAUCCAAGAACUGUACGUCAUCAUUAUCCUAGCAAGUAGAAUUUUCGUUUUCUGGCUGCUCGUGAGAAUACUGCGUGACCGAGCAAAUACGUUCUUGAUUUAUUUUCUUGUUACGUUUUGUUUCUUGUCUGUUACUUUCAUAGUUGUUAAUUUUCAUACAGCUGAAUUAGCAGAAAAUUAUGUAUUUUUUUCUCUUCUUUAGAUCUCAAAUGUUUAUAGGUGUAAAUAUGCAAUAGGACAAUGUUCUUGGUUGGUGGUUACAUAUUAUCUACUGCCUACUGGAAACAUAUCGUGAACAUCUAUAUCAAAAAUAGUGUAAUAACUCAAGAAACUGGUGAUGAUAAUAUUUUUAAAAUAAUCGUAAUUGUCUACUUUCUUUAGAUUUUUCUUAAAUGUAAAAUAUAUUCAAUCAGAAAAACGUUUUACAUCAAAUGCAUCAUUAGAUUAAAAAAAUGCAUCAUUAGAUGGAGCUUUGAAGUUUUUAGUAAUUACAUAAUUAUAAUACUCAUGCAUAUUUAUCGGAUUACGAUUUUUUUUUAACUCUGAGUUAUUAGAAUAUUACAAUUAUGAUAUGAGAAAUAUUACAUAGACGAUUCGACAACCGACAAUACUACAUGUCUUAUGAAGAUCUACGCCUAACUGUAUCACAUGUGGCAUCCUAUGAAAAUCCACGUCUUACAAGAUGUAUUUGCACCAUGUUAAAGAUCCCUUGUAAAUCUUUCUUCCGUAAAUCUACAUAAUUGUUUAAUAAAUCACUCUUUCUAGGACUUGAAACCGGAUUACGAUUUAGUGUGUUCUUGGCUGCUGUGUUAUCUACUGCUAGGUAGUUUCGUCGGUGAGGUUGUCUACAAUUUUACUUUGACUUUUGUGAUUUUUCUCAAGUUUUGUUUUGAGUUUCCUGAUAGUUUGUAUGAUCUACAUUUUUUUUCCUUAAAUAGUGCCAGGAGCCACUACAGCGUAACAUUUAAUUUACAAGAAUUUGCAAAUUCAUUAUUUUGUUUAAACUCAAGUAGUAAUUAUAUAUGGUUAGGAGCACCGAACACACGAUAAUAUAGUACUGACUAGGCCACUAGCGUGGGUUGUAGUUAAAUAGUUUGUGAUCUUGAAGUAGAUUUAGAAAUCACACUAAUUAUUGAACCUUAGACAUAUAAAUUAAACAUAAAACAAUAUUGUUCAUUAAGGAGAAUUUUGAUAGUUUUUAUCAAUUUAUUUUAGUGGAUAGACAUAAGAUAAGUUUGUGA
Brassica rapa (field mustard) is the source of this 5961-nucleotide messenger RNA. RefSeq lists its product as uncharacterized. Lineage: Eukaryota; Viridiplantae; Streptophyta; Magnoliopsida; Brassicales; Brassicaceae. The record is from RefSeq and is a predicted model, not a curated record.